Molecule: messenger RNA, 4928 nt
Organism: Dendrobium catenatum
Lineage: Eukaryota; Viridiplantae; Streptophyta; Magnoliopsida; Asparagales; Orchidaceae
Exons: 9
Coding region: 314-4390 (1358 amino acids)
Biological process (GO): negative regulation of DNA-templated transcription
Molecular function (GO): acyltransferase activity, transferring groups other than amino-acyl groups; transcription corepressor activity
Source: RefSeq, a predicted model, not a curated record
GGUUAAAAACCCGAACGCAGACCCCAAAAAUCCCUUCCCUCCUAUACAGAGAUUUCCUUAUCGUUUCUUUUUCACCCCUAUAAAUUCGUCUCUUCUUCUCCCGCGGUUUAGUUAACCUUCCGCUCAAUCUAUUCCGAUCGCCUCGCUCUUACUCGAAGUAAGCGUGUUCAUCUAAACUCUACUCACCGAAUCCCUGUUUUUUUGUUAUUCUGCGUUCUCCUAUGGAUCUAGGGUUUGUUUUGCUGUUGCUGAUCUCGCAGUUGUGAUUAGGGCGGUGUGUUACUUUAGUUGUUUGUGGCUUUGGGGCUCUGCAAUGGGGAAGGAUGGGGAUUAUUCCGAGGGGGCUAAGGUUUACGAGUCGAAGAAAGAGAAGAAGCGGCGGCUAGCGAUGAAAAACGACGCGGAAUCGGAGGAAUUGGUGAUUGCUCCGCGAGUGGAGAUCUUUCAAGCUGGGAAUGGUGCUGCCAGUGGGAAGCGGAAUAUAGUGCUGGAGAAGGGUGGUGCUAGACAGAAGAGUUUGAUAGGAGGAGAUGUGCUCAAGAGGAAGUUAGGUGGUGAGGGAAGUAAAGGAAAAGUUCUGGAGCCGAGGGCAGAUAGGAAGAGUAGGGAGAUUGGUGUUGCUCAACCUGACGGUGAGGAUAUAGAAUCGGAGCCUGUGGAUUCCGUGGGGAACCAAGCAGAUACUACUGUAGGGAAGAGCUUGGUAUCUCUGAACGAUAGCUAUGAGAUUACAGGCAGUGCCAAGGAAAAGGUUUUUGAAUCGAAGUUCUACAGGAAGAGGAGUAUGGGUACAGGUGAUGAUGAAUUUAGCAGGAAGAGAGCAAAAGCCGAAAAUAUGGAUUCUGUUGACAACCAAAGUGAGAAGUCUGGAGAAGACAAUAAGAUUAUGGGCGACAGCAAGGGUGAUGUUCAGGUUUCCAAUCUGUCUGUCCCAAGGGUCAAACAUGGGGAUGAGGACAGCUCAAGUGAGAGAAAGUUUCAGCUGAGUCCGAGAACAAGUAGCAAGUCAGAUGCUGUUCCAUGGUUAAGACGAUCUGGUCAGAGAGAACCCCGAAAGGUGAAGGAUGGCAGAUCUUCUGACGUUGGCAUGAAAAAGGAGGUGGGGGAUGGUGGAAGUUCACAGCACAGCUACAUUAGGAUGCAUGGAAAAAGUGGCGUUUUGAGGGUUUUAAAGAGCAGUAAGAAUGUUGCUGGCUCUGAAAAUGCCACUGAUCAAUGUGAGGAACAAGGAAACACGAUGAGACUGAGAUCUUUCGGCACGAACAGGUUGAGUUCGUCAAACCAUCAGUUAGAGAGACAAGUUGACAAGAAAUCAAUCUCUAAUGUCAAGCUGCGGAAGAGUGCAGGAAGAGUUUCUUCAGAAGAUACAAGCAGAUCCAAUGUUUCCAAAGUAAAUCAGGAAAAUAUAUCUCAAAUGAAAAGCUCAAUGAACACAGAUUUGUUGCAUGGCAAAAAAUCUGGCUUGGCAGCCAAAAAAACGAAAAAUACCGAUGAGUCAAAUGGAAGUCGCAGUGCAGUUAAAAACAAACUACGGGAGCAGAUAAAAGGCAUUCUUUUCGAUGCUGGCUGGACGAUUGAACUUAGGCCUAGGAGAGGCAGAAACUAUGAGGAUUCUGUCUAUGUUUCACCUAAAGGCUCAGGUUAUUGGUCAAUCACCAAAGCCUAUGCGGUAUACCUGAGCGAAUUUAAAAGCGCUUGUGAUGAUAAGGAAAGUUCUGAAAAAGAACCUAAAGCUUCUUCUUUGAGGGAUGGCGAGUGCAAAGAGGCAAAUUCUACAUUUGCUGUCAUACCCCCAGAGGUAUUACACGUGCUUAAAAGGAAUGUAGUUAAUAAAAGAAGGCGUAAAAAUGAAAUGGAAGAUGCUAAACAGAAGAUUGGAGGGGGAAAGAGAAAAAAAAAGGCGAAGGUAAUCACCAAAGCUAAAUACUCUAAAGAUAAAGGAACGUGGAAUGAUGUAGGGAGAACAAGAGUUAUAAAGAGGAAAGUAAUAGUAAGAAAUAGUAAGAGAAGAGGUUGUGCUCUUUUGGUUCGUGGCUUUAACCAAGAUGAAGGAUCAGAAAAUGGUGAUUAUGCCCCAUAUGUUUGGAAAAGAACAAUUCUUUCAUGGAUGAUAGAUUUGGGAGUGGUACCCGCUUUUGGAAAAGUGAGGUAUAUGAACAAGAGGAUGUCAAAGGCAUUGCUGGAUGGACGGAUUACAAGAGAUGGUAUUCAGUGCAACUGCUGUAGUAAAGUUCUUACGGUAUCAAAAUUUGAGAUUCAUGCUGGCAGUAGGCUGCAACGGCCAUAUGAGAAUGUAUGUCUGGAAGGGUCGGGUAUAUCCCUGUUGCAGUGUCAAAUAAAUGCAUGGGAAAAGCAGGAGGAGUCUACACGACGCAUUUUCUAUGAUGUAGACACUGAUGGGGAUGACCCAAAUGAUGAUACGUGCGGCAUCUGUGGAGAUGGUGGCGAUCUGAUCUGCUGUGAUAGCUGUCCUUCAACUUUCCAUCUCGCUUGUUUAGGCAUUGAGAUGCUUCCCACUGGAGAUUGGCACUGUACCAACUGUUCUUGCAAAUUUUGCGGUGCAGCACAUGAUUCUGUAGCUCUAGACGGAAAUGUAUCUAAUACAUUAUUUACUUGCUCGCAAUGUGCACGGAAAUUUCACAAGGAUUGUGUUCCCGAGGAUGAUGUUGUUUCUACUGUUCCCAAUAGCUCCUGCAAUGUGUUUUGUGGGCGAAGUUGUAGAAAGGUGUUCAGGAAGUUGCAGAAGCUUACUGGGGUCAGGAAUGAGUUGGAGCCAGGAUUUUACUGGAGCAUAGUUCGCCGGUUUGAAGACCAUUCCAAGUCUUUGUCUAGAAUGGCUCAAACAGUGGAAAACAACUCUAAGAUUGCUGUUGCAUAUGCUGUUAUGGAUGAGUGCUUUGUCCCUAUAACUGACCAGAGAAGUGGUAUUAAUCUGAUUCACAAUGUUGUGUAUAACUGCGGAUCAAAUUUCAAUCGGCUGAACUUCAGUGGCUUUUAUACUUUUAUUUUGGAGCGAGGUGAUGAAAUUGUUGCUGCUGCAUCUGUCAGGAUACACGAUACAAGGCUGGCAGAAAUGCCUUUCAUUGGCACAAGGUGUAUGUAUAGGCGUCAAGGAAUGUGUCGAAGACUUCUUGAAGGAAUUGAAUAUGCGCUUCGUUCUCUUUCUAUUAGAAAAUUGAUAAUACCUGCAAUAUCUGAGCUAACGGAGACGUGGACUGCUGUUUUUGGCUUUAAGCCACUUGACAUUUCGCAAAACCAAGAAUUAAAAUCUGUAAACAUGCUGGUUUUCCCUGGCACUGGUCUGCUACAGAAGUCUUUGCUAAAUGACUCAACUGAGAAGCUUACAAAUCCCGAACUAGAAAACAAAUCUGAAACCCAGAUCUUAGUCGAAGCAGGCAAAAACAAUUUGCCUGAUGAGGCCAUGGAUAGCAAAGAAUCAAACUGCGAUGCAGAAGCCAUAAAACCUGACAUACCUGUUUUGGAGAACCCUACUUCUAAUCUACCACCAGAAGAAUCAGGAUGCCAUGGACAGUUUUGCAGAUCUACAGAUAGCGUUGCAGAUGCUGAAUCAAAUGAUUUAAAAAGUGUAGUUUCCUGCGAUAAUCAUGUUGAAAAUGAUGUAUCUUUGAGAAAUUGUUCAAAUGAGGUAGUUCCAUGUAAUGACGAACUUAAAAAAGAGCCUGAGGACGUGAUGCCUCCUGCUCAACCUUCUUUUCCCCACGCUGCUUCUGAGUUUCUGGACGGAAAUUUUGGAUCCGAAGCUUCAGAUCUUAAACCUCCACAAAAUCAUUCUUAUUCUGAAUUACUUGUUACAGAUGUAGUUGAAAACUGUAAUUCUGAGGAAGAUGAACCAAAACUUGAAGAUAGACCUCCUUGUAAUGGGAUAGCGCAUGAUUCUAAUGCAAAACAAGGUGAAUUUAUUGAAGCAGACGUAGAUAGAUCGCAUGAAAUUAAUCAAGUGAAUUUAACGUGUGAUGCAAAUGGAGGACUGAAUUCAAAUGUAAAUCAAGACAGUAUUGAGGUGUCCAUUGAUGGUGUAAAACAUUUGAAUAUUUCUUCUGGGAAUGGCAGUUAUCCAUCUUCUGGAGUUUGUGAAAAUGGUUCAGUGCCUAAUACUGAACCUUAUUGUUUAGCUUCUAACGAGAGCACUUCUCAGGAGAAAUCUGACUUACUUGAUCAGUUGACAGUUAAUGAUUCUACUAAAAGCCCUGUUCGCACAAAUUCAACUGCGGACGAUUUACCGAGCAAACUCAAAGAAUCAACUCCUGAAAUAAAUCAGCAAUUUUCAGCUGCUGAUGAAGUUAGUGAUGAUUGCCAUGUAAGCAUUGUGGAAAAUGAUGCAGAUAUUGACGAAUCAACUAUUAAUCAAUCAUCGAAGAUGGUGAAGUAGUCCAAGUAGAUGCUUUGAAUUUUGUAGAGGCUCGUUACAGUUGUUUUAAAUAGAGCUGGUUCUCAGUCAUUCUGCCAACUCUUGAAAUAGUGCAGUGAUAUACAGAUCUCCUACUGGCCGAGCUUCCAGGCUUCAAGCAGGUAUUUAUGGACCAUGAACUAAAUGCAUCAAUCGGUAUGCAUGCCAUUCAUAUUUCUACUUUGUCUUAGUAGCAUUCGUAAUUUUCACAGUAUCUGCUAGUUUUGCCCCAACUAAUUUGAAUGGGGACUUAUGCAUAUCAACAAUGACCAAAAUUCUUUUGAGAAUCCUGUGAAAAACCUGUUUUUGACUAAUAUGAAUUUGCAUGACUAUGCCAAAGAAAGCUAAGUGAAAGAGUCAUUACUGAAGAAUGUAAUUUGUAUGUUCAUAUCAUACUUAAUGUUAUGCAGCUGUAAUUAGGAAGCUAGUUUUCUACUUUUGCUAAAUAAGGUUUUGUUCAGGACGGCUUUCUUACUGUUUCUUCAAAUAGCUUUUUUAAUAAAAAAUUAAAUUUUACUAA